GAUCCUUUCAAGCAGAUGAAGGAUCUCAACCAGCUCAAGAAUCAACUGGAAGAGAUCCAGAAACGUGUGGAGACCGAAUUUGCAACAGGAAUUCCACAGGUACAGUAUGUUGUUAUCCAAUGCUAGAAAGUAGGUGAAAUGUCACCUUAUGAAACAGGACAGCAGACAAACCAUGAACCUCAAGUCAGUCCUGAAACAGUCAGUCAUAGAAGAAUCAACUAAUGAUUGCUUAUUAAAUGAGAGUCAUAAAAGCAUGCCAUAUAUUCUGUUUAUUGUGUGCGUACUUUGUCCUGACUGGUGUUUCCUGUUCUCUCCCAGGGGGGCUCUGUGCUGGCAUCUCCCUUUUUGAAGGGUUUCCUGGCUGGGUAUAUGGUGGCCAAGCUCCGCUCCUCAGCUAUCAUAGGAGUGCUACUAGGAACAUUCACAGGCAUCUACGCUGCACAGAGCUAUCAGGUGCCCAACAUCGAAAGCACUCUGAAAGACUAUAUGAGUUCGUUUAGAAAAGGACCAAAGUAA
This is a messenger RNA of Coregonus sp. 'balchen', 516 nucleotides long. NCBI's taxonomy places the organism in Eukaryota, Metazoa, Chordata, Actinopteri, Salmoniformes, Salmonidae. The record is from the annotation of a GenBank genome assembly.